AUGCUGGGAGAUAGUCGCCAUAGCGAUUAUCUCGCCCCGGAGGCUUCUCAAACCGGUUCGCCUGGCUCCCUUCGCAUUAUGACGCAUUAUUCUGCAAUAAACAUCCCAGACUCGUCCCCAACGAGACCAUCAAAUCUCGGCUUACGAAUAAACGGCGUCUCUGGUGGUUGCACUGAUCUGAAAAGUUCACAAAUGCCUAUGCGGAAUUAUGUGUCAAACGGCCAGUCACAGCAAUCAUGGACCAUUAAACUUUCUGAAAGUCAAGACUUCGAAAAGAUGCUUGGACAUAUAGGAAAUAACGGAUCAACACCGGUUACACCAACUAGCUUUCUUAAUCCAAAGGAAAUUUCGGCAGAUCAAGAGCGUUUUGCAGAGUAAGUGGUCUCAGGCUCCUGCGGAUUUCUGCACACUAAUUUUACUUCAUGCUAAGAGAUUAUACAUACUAAGGUGCAUACUAGUCACAACCUGGCAGUUCGGUUUUUUAGUCAUGCACCUAUUUGUCUUUGGAUUGUGUAGGUUUCCACUGAUUAAGUAACCAACCCUCCAUGUAUCUCUCACCUUUUCUUUUUGCUCAUGUUCAUGUUCUUAUUUGCGCACAUUAGCGGGAUUUCAGUCGUGAACGAAGUUUAGUUAAUGAAGUCUGCUUGUAGCAAUUGGGGCAUUUUAUUCCAUGUAAGUCUAGUCGUACUGGUCUCUGGAUGCACACCUGUCGCUCACUGAGUUUGCCCAAUUUAGUUAAUAAAAUUGUUGCCUGUAUUCUUAUGUCCCAGCAAAAUGCAGUGGUUAUAGAUCUACUUUUUCGUACACCUUUGUUCUAUUCGUCAGUAUUCCUUCAAGAAAUGGGGGUGAAGUCGGUGACAAUGUCUCAGUCAGUUACCUAGGUUUACACCGGCUUUUGCCUCCAGUAGCUUCUUGAUUAUAUGCGACGUGAUACCUUGUCUGGCAUAGUUUGGGUUCACCCUUUUGUUCUUCCCAGGGAAGUACGCAUAUAAAGUUUCCGGCCGGACUGUAACCCUGCUUGUCUACAAUCUUCCAAAGCAGUCUUACAUACAGUCUUUAAUAUCCGGGCGGCACUCGUUGCAUGCCAGAAAGGUGGUUUUCGCAUCCACCUGUUUAUUACAGCUGAUACUGACUAAAAACCCAAUGUAUGUGAUUAGGACAUGACGUGAAUAUGACACCUGUGGGGUCUGACUGCUUAGGAAGGCUUGACUUUAUAAAUAAGACAGUUAUGCUUCCCCGCUGUUGGUCUCAAACCCCCGGGUACGUAUCUUGACGCACUCAUUGGCAGAAUAGCAAUCCCGUCUAGUGAAUUUCCCAUGUCUCAGAAUCAUAUGUCGGUGACUAAAAAUAGGGUGAAGGGUUGAUGACAGAUUGGGACAUUUGCCGGAAUUCUUCGAAUAUUUGGUUAUACAUGUGUCUCAUUAACUCAUUCGAACCUACGCUAGGUCAAAAUAAUCACCAAAAUCUGAUCCGUAACUGAGGUGAUUGUGAUGCACGAUCUGCAAUGAGAAUUUGUCAGCCUGAAGUUAACAAUUCGCCGGAAUUUCGUUUCGACUUAACUAUACUGCCCAACAUUCUAUACCAUGUCAUUAGGUAGUCAGUUUGGAUGUAUUUCCCAGUCGUCCAUUGCUUUGCCACAUCCCAUUACUUCUAAUAAGUGUUUUUUGGGGAAAAUGGGAUUCGAGUCUCAUUUGACAGCCAUUAACGCCCUUCUUCGAACCGUGUUCGAGUAGCCUGCUUGACGAUGGUCGUCGUCAGCGUUUAUACUCAAUUUUUUCCCUGAAGCCUGGCAUAAGGGGCAAGACCAUCCUCUGGUGCCUCAACUGAGACGUACAGCUCGGUGUGGGGGAAGGGUAUCGUACAUGUCGUUGGCCGCGUUAUGCAGGGCGAUAACGAUGCAAAAUCUUGACUGGGGUCAGAUGUCAUACGCGAAGAUCCUUCCUUCUGGAAACUAUAUGUUCCUUAUCAUUCGGCUAAUUCAAUCCUGUCACGCACCACAACGGCGGUGCCAUUCACUAGUCUCGUCCCUCUCCGAGGUCCCCUUUAUGCAUACCCCUAUUGCUGGGUUCGUGAACGCGAAUAUUGGUUGCCAGCUGAGGUAGUUUUCCCCUGCCGCCUAACUGGCCAAACUCUGUUAACUAAACAAGGUAUCCAAGUAAUUGCUUUUUAAGUUCUGCGAAACCUACUUUUGACCUACGCCGCGUUCCUAUAUUAUUCGUAUCCAGAACUAAGCCGUCUCCACCCACAGCCUGCUUGGGCUUGAACGUUAACCGACCUUCCCACUGUGAUUCAUCUGGAAAGACUUUCUUUAGAAAUUAGACCUUUGCUCGAGAAUCACAAAGGUAAACCUAAUACGGACAGGCAAACCUCUAAGCGACUUCUGACGUAUUUUUGUCUCGUUCGGACAUGCUCUUACUGCCUGUCAGAAAUAGCUUUUAAGCGACACGUGUGUCCGCUCCUUAUUUCAGUCAGUUCACAAAGCAACUUGACCGGCUAAAGAACGAGCGGGAACGACGAAGACUAUCAACGGAUGAGGAAACUACGUUAACGGACGCUACCAGCAAGGGGACGCAAGAGUUCUCCGGCGCGGUGAAGCUCUCUCCCAGCUCACCUGCUCCUAUGAACAAACUUGAUUCAUCCAUCGGCACAGGAGUGGCCACAAGCGUUACCAAUUCAGUUUCCGUCAACGCUUCCACUGGGUAGGUUUUCUAUGUAUUAUUUCGUUUUUAUUCAUGUACGCUAUAGCUUUAUCGCAUUUUUUACCACUUCUAUCGUCUAGGAACCCUACGUACAUACUAGCCUUUUCCUUCCUUAUGUCGGUGCCCAAUGCGCCUGCUUUUGGGUAGUUAAAUAAAUUGUCCCCGUAUGUUCCAGGUAGUGGUCGUUUGCAAGAUAAACUUUUUUACAUUUCUUUUCACGCAUGCACACGCAUUCUUGAUGCUCGUUCUUGAUGCCCUUAGUCUGCAUAAUCUUCCUGGAUGGUUUGUUACCGCAAAUUCGAGGACAGAUCUUCCACAUGCGCGUCCUCCUUGGUUCUCCAAAUCACCAACAAGUUGGGGGUAAAUUCGUUCAGGGUAGACAUUCAGCUCCAAACUUCUGCUGCUGCUAUGUUUGCCGUUGCGCUAUUUGGCGUAUGGUUGUGCGCGCAGCGUACUGACCUGCUUUACUAUAACAGACAUGAAAGUCCUCUUGUCGACAUUAAACUAUUUUGUUUUCUUGAAUGAUGAAGCAUAUCUGCUGACUAGACAGAUGUCAAGGGGAGCCCCCGUUGACCGUUAAGAGUGGGAUCUUUGCUGUCUAUUUCAUUAGUUAUGUUUUGCAGACUGGGCGGUUUAGCCAAACAUAGGCACCACGUGCGGGACCAGCUGCGUUCACUCCUUAGUCGCUAUUAGGAGUAUUAUACACUAACUGCCUUGGCAGGUCAGUAUUGCAGAGGUCUAUCGUCGACGAGGUAAUGAACUGUGCUCACUAUACGAAGCGCCCUAUUUUUUCGAUCCGCACGAGGAACCUGCCGGUGUGUGAAGUCGAGAACCUUUAUGACCUUAGUCUUGAAGUACUGUGGGACGGUACGUCGUGUAGGCCACCAGCAAACCUGGCUUCCGUAAUCCAGCUGCCAAAUCCAUUCACAGCAUUCACCUUCUGAGGCUUUACAACAUGGGUAUCAAGUCGGGUGACAGCCUCCCUUGAUUUCCCACUCCAAGAACCACUGCUAAUUAUGUUGCGUUUAAUCCUCUAUAAGGGUGACUUCAUCACGAUUGGGACUCUGUGUCAGCGACGACUUACUUACUUUACUUGUACUUGAUACGGCUGCGAUCAUUCCUGAUCUAGCCGGCCUCGAUGAUGUCCCGAAUUGUACCUCUCCACGCGUGACGAUCCGCGGCAGCAGAUCUAGACAGCUCAACCCAUUCCCUUCGCCAAUGACGGAGACCGAAUACCGAAGGUCCAAGAACCACCUCCAUGUCUUGACGGACAGUGUCGAGCCAGGUUUUGAACUGACCCCCUCUUCGACGCCUCCAAUGGGGCAACGGCGCCCGAUCGAGGGCAGUAACACUGAGCUCCUGAGGUGGACGACGAAGAACAUGCCCGAACCACCUCAGUCGUCUUUCUUGGAUGGCCUGAGUUAUCCUCAUGCAACAUGUCCAAUAACAGUCAGCGACGAUUCACGCACACGGUCGUGUUGGAGGAAAACAGAUUUUUCAGAGCCUUUUUUUAGAUCAGACCGACGCCUUGAGUCGACAAACGCACCCGUAUACUUAUUUAGAAGUGACCCAGACUGUUACAUUGUCGUUUCUAGUAGCCGCACCGUUUCUGCCGCACUCCUACAAAAUUCGGCUGUCUUGUCUGCGCUGAUUUCGUGUUCCAUCGGUGUACCUGCUAAAACCUCGUUGACUUAGUUAACCACAAGGCUAAAAAACUGUUCGGAUCCAGUACUAAUCUCCCGUGUUUUUCUUUAAUACCUUGACUUUAGAUGUAAUCAAUAGUUUCGCCUGCGUAUAUACGGAACUCUGUCUUCAAAUGGGUCCAUGGUUAGGCGUGAGCCUACGACGCAUAGCUAUCAUUUCAGCGGAGCGCAACUGGAAAACAAGUCAAAUUGCACUCAGCCGUCUCCGCGUCACUUUUUGCGCCCUGCGGUAGUCUGCCGUUCUCUUUCUGCUCUCGCAAACAGAGCUUCAAGACUCGUUUAGUUUGUUGCUGACAGGCAGUUAAGGACCUGGUUGCGCCAUUCGUGCUGGGCUUCUAACCACCUUAACUCCUGUUUGAUCUCUCACUCCUUAUAACGCAGUUGGGUCCUCUCCCAUCGCUCUUUUUCCGUUGCACUCACAUGAACAAAAAGCCACACACCUGCACCCAAACGCACAAUCUAGGGCAAGAGAUAUAGGGGGUGUUUAGAAGUAGACUGUCACUCCCAAGCCCCUGAUUUAUGCCGCAGGAAUAGGGCUGUCUCUGUUCUUGCUCCUCAUCUUCUGCGGGUUUCUUGACGUCGAUUACGCCAGCAACCCCUUCGUCGGCGGUCUGCUUGUACCUACCGGCUCUCAACUCUUGUUCACAGCGUGCACACGCUGUGAUUGCUGCUCGUUUGCACCGACGUGGUAGCAGACGUCUUCCAUUCUCACAGUCCUCUCUCCUCACGAUCAGGCGUCUCUCGCUCUUAGUGUGACUGUGUGCGCGUAUGUUCUUGCGUUCUCCGGUAAGCGUCUAAUUUAUGUUUCUCACCUGUGUUUGUGUGCAUGUGCGCACCUGCUUAGAUUCAAACUGUUGUGUCUGCGCACUUCCUUCUGUGGGGUGAUCACACCACUCAUCUUGGCCCUUAAAGACCUGGGACCUCAUUCUCGCCAGUACUCGAAUCACACACAUGCACGCACACUGUCUGUUUUCUCUGCGAACCGGCAGUGCGGCCUUCCGCCAACCAAGGCUAGCCUCUCGAUCCAUUGGCAUAAUUUCAGAGACUCUGUCAAAUCAUUACAUGUCACAGCCUCUACUCACCCUCAGUCUUGUUGGUGUUAAGUUCACAUAGUGGAAAGUAUAAGGGAGUUAACUUCCUCCAGCCCAUGGUCACAGCGUGCUCGAAGUCUUCUGUCGUCCCCUUCGUACCACCAAUAGGUUUCGACCCUGCUGCCCUACAGUCUUACGUUUGUUGUCACAUCCACACGUACAGACCCCGGCUUCUGUCCAUGCCAACUUCGCUUAGAGGAUUAGAAAUGUAUAACAACGGAAUUGUAUUCAGUCAGGUCAGUGACUUCAUGUUGUCCGUGAAGGUGGCUUUCAGUCCUGUGAAGUAGGCUGUUUGCCAAUUUGCAUAUCGGGUCCAAGUCUACCAACAGUCCUUUUGUAAAUAGUUCUUCUGUGGCGGUGGGUUUUGCACACGAAACCUGUGCCUUUCUGCCACAUUGCUUGCUCACGGUGUUCUUCGGACUUCCUAUUUUCGCCCUCUUCCUGGCGCUAAUCCUCGUUAGGCAACUUUUCCACUGCUUUCAACGACCAAUUCGUAGAUACUUCUGCCUUAACCGCAUGCAUAUCCACACCCGCAAAGACAUCCGAUUUUAUUACCAGAACUGGCUUUCGAAAUGUCACGGGUUUAGCCUGCGACUGACUACAAUCCAUAUUUGGUAACGUCAGCUCAUCAACACCAUUGUUAUUGUGAGCUCUUCCGUCUGCGGUUCUAUGUGGGAGUAAAUGUUAGCUAACGGCUGCGGCUGAUACCGGCAUGUAACAGCUGCCUCCAACCUUAACAUUUUUUGUCUGCAGUCGUUGGUGGUGUCUAGAAUCGUGGUUUAAUAGUUUUAUUCGCUGCGCAUGCAAUAUAAUUAGGGCUUUGAUCAUGUCUGACCUGGCCUGUCUUGCUGAUUGUCUUUAGCAGCGACUCGGGCAAACUACUUCAUUGUCGGCUCCUUUGGCGAAUAAUAGGGCUAAAUAAUCUGCCUCUGAUAAACCAAUAAGAAGCCAAAGUACUCUCGACCGACGCUUCUGGACAGAAUUCACUCAGUGUGAUGCAUUUUUGAGUUCUGUCAUGGUUUCAACUAGACUACCAUCAUAUUUAUUUGUUGACCCUCAUGCGACUUUCGAUUCUUCCUACUGUGUACCUGUGGUAUCAAGCAGUGCGUCAGGUGGGUUUAAGGAGGGAAUUUGAACACUGACGGUUCAUUUGUCGUGACCGUUGAAGAUCUCCACUGCCCGAGGGAACACUGCUUCCUUGUUUGUGAGUUGGGUUGUACUGAGGGAUGCUUGUGAAGUAUCCGCCUAGCAUAGUCUUUCCAUACUUGUUCCACCGACUGGACAACGUCAAGCUCGUCGGAGAUGUGUGGGCACAAUGGCUGACCAGGAAUCCGGGCCCUGUUUAAGCUUGCUAGUCUCCCAUCCCACACGGAUCCCGCUUCGGUGGAGGUUUCCGCACAUUAAGUAAGAUCAGCUGCAACCUGCUCGUUAGUCCGAUUUAUGUAACCAGCUGACGGCCGUACAAGCUACGACGUUCAGCUUGCCGGAUAUAUUAUAGGAGAAUAGGUCUCUUUCCAUGUACCAGUGGGAAGUUCGAGUGCGGCCAAUAAAAGAUGACCUCGAGUACAGUGAGCGACGUGGCGAAAAGCCUUCGCCUCGCACACGCCACACCUGUUUGUUCCUGCCUAGAUCUAGCAUCUUCACAGCCCCAAAUGGAUAGCACGUGAAUAAGGGCCUACUGCCAUUUUUUGACGGAAAGAAAUACUUUCUCAAUUUGAGCUGAAUGAGGACGAGGAUAUUAGUGUUCACUCCUACUGUGUCUCCACGUAGAGGCAUACAAAUGCUGCCGGCGUCCUUCGUUCACCGAUCUGAAACUGGACAACCAGGCGGGUUACGGCAUAUCGGGGCGAUUGCACGCAUGAGCAGGCGAAGCAGUUACGUGCAGCAAAUUUUAAACGUUUGUACUUUGAGUUCGAUAUAUUUAUUUACUUGUCUUCGAACGGAGGUCCAAGAGAGAGGACCCGAUAGUAAAAGGGCAAAUAUCAUGAGGUUGAAAAGCUGCGCCCCCUUUUUGAUGUUUUUUUUUUCACUCUUCUUUGUCUCGCACCAUUUCCAGUGUUUCUGAGGACCUUCCAGACGGCACAGUUCUGUUGUCCGUUCGCGACCCCCUCCACCUUGCAACUGUUUCCAGUGCCUCCUGCGAGAACAGCGACAGUUCGACUACCCUUCUCUACAACUUACUUCCACCGCAACAGCAGCAGCCAUCACCACUAGGUAGCGGUAGCCCCUCCUCCGGCGCCGCAGUCCUCUCCAACUCUUCUGCCUCCUCCACGUCGCCUAACCUAGGCGGGGGUCAACAGCAACAGCGCUACAAUUGUCAGCCCGUCCUGGAUGUUCUCCUGCCGCCCUUUUCUCGCCCCAGCUUCUCUCUCCCGCCGCUCCGUGGUAACGGCAGUAACUGCAGUCGCCAGCAACACCACCAGGACCUCCUUUCCGUAGUCACGAGCGAACACCAGCAGCAACAACAGGACUAUGCACUCAGCGCUGCUGACCUGCGCCGCUGUAUUCCACAUAUCUCCACCGAUGAUUCUGCUUCCCCACAUCAGUUACUCGCAGCCUCCACGGCCGUUCAGAUCAUCAAUCAGGCAAGUGAACUCUGUGACGUGAUCAGCCAGGCCGGUGGUGAGGCUGUCUCUCUGGCCGACAUAACUCUUCACGGGCACGUGACAACGACGGACGGCCUUCUCCACAUUCUUAAUGCUGGCGAUCAAGUGAGUAAUCUCCCUCCUUGCGUACCAGCUAUCAUACAUUUCGCCCCAGCUCUUAAUAUUCAGAUGGUUUAGAUGUUAGGUACGAUGCGUUGGCGACCCAAGAAAACGCUACGGGUUACGUGCAGGACAACUGUAAAAUAGCUGGGAUGCAUUUGAAGAGAUAACCUACGAAGGGAACUAAUAAAAAUAGGCUGCUAAGACUCAGGGUUUCCGUGUUUUUCAACCCCCGGUCAGGUAAACAAAGCGUUAACGGUUUGCCCCUCAGAUCAGCCAAAAUUUUCCGAAUAAGUCAAACCUGCCCUUUCAAGCAUUUCUACAAAAGUGUGCACACUAUGCACUGAUGUUUGGUUGCUUCACCCGUGGGCGGUGUCGACCUCGUCAUCAAGCCUGAAAAUCAUUUAACUUAAUAAAACCGUCUGCUGAUAGCGAAAGUACCGUUUCAGUACUAAAUAUAGGUCGAAUGUGUCUUUUCCAUCGGUCAGCCUAGAAGUAAGUUCCCCGAAGAAAUCGCGCAUCGGACCAACAGAACACGUGCACUUGCAACCCAGCAUUAAACGGCCCCGAAGGUCGGACAGAACACUAAUUAUAGAGUAUAGGAAGCCUUUGACAAGAAAAUCCUUGUUUAUGGACAUGAGACACAGCCUGCGUGCUCAGAACUCACCGCCUGGGGAUGUCUUUGACGCCCUCGGAUGGCGUUUCGGACGGAUGACUACAGUUCAUGGGCCGUUAAAGUGGCUCAUCCGUUUCUGUCAACUUGAGUGACAGUCUUUAGCAACCCUGACUUGCCAUCCCUCCAGAAUCUGGACCUGGCGGGUGGCGAUGUCGGGGAAGCCAUAGGUACGUGUGUUGAAAGCCAACCCUGAACGCAUCUCUAUCUCUUCGGUCUUUGGGGUUGGGGUGCCGCCAAUCGACUGAAUGGAAAGUGGGCAUUUAUUACAUAAUUACCCUUAGAGAUAAAGCCUUAUGAAGUAGUUUUGAUUAAUGUGGUCGUAAAGUGGAGGAAUUAGACUCUCGGUCCAUUUUUGAUUCCCGUGAUAUCUACGAGACAAGUCGACAGGCCGUGUUGGUAGGAUGGAGGAAAGUUGUUAAAUGUGUGGAGGUUAGGUAGUGUGCUGUGGGCCUACGCUUCAUGCUUCUCCUUUCAUGAGUACCGUCAUCGUCCUAACAAUCGCAUCCAACACCGCUCUAUGCCAGAGGAUCGGUUGACGUGAGAUCAGUUGGUCUCAAAAUGAGUGAGCGCUUUGCGUUUCAGAGGCCGCCUACGGACCAGACAAUAACUCCCGCCUUACGCAUUCCACGGACUUCCUUGUCCGUUGACCAGAACUUUGCGCACUAGAAUAGAAUUCCCUAUAAAACCACGCUAAGAAGGAGUCAUCGCAGCCCGACCAAAUCGCCAGGAGUAAGUUGAUUCGCCAGUUGACAACCCUCUAAGACACGACUUCAAGAAUACCCGGAUUUUAGUGAAGGGUUUCACAAGAUCAUUUUCAAUCCCCUCUUCCACAGUUUCCCAGUGACAAAGUUAGGGCAGACGAAUUACAUGUGAAACUGAAUGGAUUUGUUCGGCGACCUCACUCCCCGCCUAGAGAUUUUUUAUCCUGCUCGGUAGAAACGGCCGCUGCCACCCAAGGCGUUGGUGAUCUCCCGCUCGAGUUGGUAUCCGGCGAUUUUCGAAGCAUUUAUUUCGCUCGUUUCUUACAUCGACCAUGUUUCAGGCGCAAAACUAAGUCAAGAUAACUAGAGAUGCGUAGUGACUGGCACUGCUAAACUAACUGUCCACGCCUGCUAUGCGCGUGCUAUUCCACAUACGUACACGAACUAGACUCCAGAAAAAAGGGUCUGAAUCCCUCAUAGAGUUUAUCGGAAAAGUUGUCCUAACUUCACGUGCCGGUAUCCAGUUUUUAAUUACACUGAUAGAAAACAGUGAUAUCGAGCGCAGUAGCUGACGUGACCCGAAGCACACAUUGGUUAUCCAACGGGCCACUUAAGUCCUAUUCAUUCGCCCUCGCACACCCACGCGUGUAAUUCGGUGCCUUUUCAAGAUUAGUGGCUGUGCAAAAACAAGCGACUGUGAUCACGUGCGGUCUGGGUGUUUUCGUCGAUAAGUGGCUCCUAUGGAGGCUGGGUUGGCCGAAAAUAAACAAAGCAGAUUGCACCCUUGCGCAUGCAUACCGCAGAGGUAUAUUGCGCCCUGGCGCACGCCUGUAUGAUGUGUUGUGCAUGAGUAUGUACGCUUUUGAUUCACUAUGCGUGGGAUAGGAGGAGACGACGGGUGCCGUAUGAGUCAUGCACAACUUUCGGCUUAUAUCGUCGUCGCGGUUGUUUUCGUCAGUCUUCGUCCUCUGCGCAUCGCAGAACGAACACCGGUGACUCAUCGGUGCGCGUCGCAUCCGCAUUCGUCGCACUAGCCCACUUUCGCGUGCGCGUGUAUGCUCUCGUGUAUCUGUCUCCUCACCUAGUACGUACGCGCAUUUCGCUGCCCCGCAUUGGUUGCCGGUUGUCGCGUCCCCCCUCCAUUCUCCCCCCACUUGCGCCAGUCUUUGUUCUCCACACGUGGCGGCCAGUGCGUAUGCGAUGGCCAAUCCCCAGGACCACCUUAAACGCGCCCCUCCGCGGGGAAAUUGCACCCCCCACCCGCCUCCACUGCCUGUUUUGCACAUGCUUUUCGCCUGCCACUGCCGCUGAAGAAGUUAAACGCCAGCGAAGUCGAUGACUCACUCGUGCACUCUUCGCGUGCAUGUGACCUUGACUCGUUCAGAACGUGACUCGUAGUCAAGGCCGCGCAUCGUCGCCUCCAUCGCGCUGCGCCAUCCGGAGCUGAAGCGGCAUCGUGGCGGCCUUGUUAUUGCACACAGCCCACGUACCCACGGACGGUGCGUCUUUCUGCAUCGGUUGCUUCGCAAACUAGUCUCUAGCAGUCAGCCGGUCCAGACGAAUAGAAUGCUCGGUCAAACCGGAUUGCCUGGCCUUCGUUUCCCCUACAUCUGGAGGCAGCCCAUCUAAACUGCUUGUUGACUCCUUGAACCACUCGUAUAUCACUUAGUAUCGCGUUUGGCUACCAUUUGCAACAAUAAUGCCUUUUCCUGCUCCUUUUCGUAUCAAGAUUUGGUGUCCUUGUCCUUUAACUCUUGCACAUGGAAUGUUCACUCUUUUUACUGAUAUAACCGGCCUUAAAAUGCCUUUGUAGGCUCAUUAGUAUUCGGCUAGCUGUUCCAAUUUCUUAAGCACUUUUCACCCACUUCUGUGUCCGUUGUAGGACACCUUAUUUUGAAACCAGAACCUCUGACGUUUCCUGGUGCAUAGUGCCAAACCCAUUUUUCUUCUUGCCAUCUCACCCCCCAUUAUGUAGGCGAAGUAAUGGAGGUUUCAGAGCAAUGUUAGUGGUCGUUCAGUUGCCCUCAAAACUACCUAGGUUGCCGUUCCAAAAGGGCCUGAUUGGGUGAAUCACCUGAGCCGUCUUCUAACUAGUCUAAAUUAAUCUAGGUCCCUUCAGCAGAAGCGAAAAGUCUUCAGGAUGUAGUUAUCUUCCUAUAUGUCCAGAAGACUUCUGAGCUGGCGGUAGUCGACCGCAUCCGACUUCCACUUUUUAGCCCCCUCGGCUCGAAAAGGUUCGGGAAAGUCGUAUGAAUUUGACGGACCGGCGACGAAUCUUGAAUCUUAAGCUUAAAAACUUCAGACAUCACAUUGAUCAAACUAUAAUGGACCCUGUCUUUCUACGGUGUGUUUGGUCAGUUGACUCUUUCUGUCACUUCACUCCCCUUUUCGGAAUGUUAAUGAGUGGCAGCGAACUUUCCUGGCUCCAUAUCGGGUUAAUGGGAACUGUCCUUAUCGAGCAUUUAUUGUAACGAAAGCGCCUGACCGUCCCUCCAGUGAUUGCCAGCGAUGGCUUAUUGUUCGGCACUGGGACAUCUACACUUUCUGAUGGGAGGGUAGAUGAUCAGGCAUGAUCGCAGCCGUAUCAAGUACAAGCAAGUAAGAUGAUAAAUGGGUGACCUUAUGACGCCAACGAUUUCGAUCGUACAGUGGGUGGGCUAACUCAUAUGUCAACGGAAAUUGGGAAAUGCGAUUUCGUUUCGAAAAGAUUAAUUAAGUAAGGUUGUAAGAAUAACCAUCUUGGAGCAUAAUUUUAUAAUAUCUCAGUUACCUAAGGACGCCGGCUCUCGAACGAACUUUUUUCCGACUGCAUGCAAAAAGUAUACUCGGUAAAAAAUGGCUACUUAAGUAGCGUGAGUUUUUCUCAUUGAUUUUAAAGGUCCUUGAAAAUCCAAUUAUAUUUCAUGGAAAGCAUGCAUAAAAUAUUUUCCCUUUUGCACAUUUGGUAAAAAAUUACGUCUUCUUCCAGUUGUACACUCAAAGGAAGGGUAUAAUUCGGUUUUAAAAAAAGUUUCUAAUUGUGAUAUUUUUUAAUACCGUGAAAAGGCCGUUCGUAAAACGGCAUGUCUCUGCAUUUACCAAUGUGGCUUGUAAAGUUAACACUAUGGUUUAAAUCCACCGCUCAAUUGUAUGAACCUCAUAUGGUCUCCUUAAUACCACAGAGAAACGUACGGCUUUCUGUACACGGAAAAUAUAUGGCUUGUAGUUUGGAGACCAUGAAUGCAAAUGUAACGGCAGUUCGGGGCUCAGAAUUAUUCGGGAAUUGGGAAACUUUUUAAAAACUAAAUUAUACCCCUCCUUCGAGUAUAAAAUUGGAAGAGGACGUAAUUUUCUACUGAAGGAGCAAAAGAAAGAAUAUUUUAUGCACGUUUUCCAUGAAAUAAAAUUAAAUUUUCAAGGUCGUCCGAAAUAGCCGAGAAAAACGCAUGCUACUUAAGUAAUCUUUUCGAAACGAAAACGCAUUUCCUAAUUUCGGUUGACAUUUCAUAAGUUAGUCCACCUACUGUAUGUUCCAUCAACAGGGAGCACCGGCUAUAGUCCCCGGCUAGAUCGCAGUCGGUAGCCAGGAAUGGGGAGCGGACGGCGACCUUAACCCUAAUCCUAUCCUUAACCCAAACCUCAACUUUAAACGUUAACCGUUAACCCUAACGGCAACCCUAACCGAAAUCGUAAACGUAACCGUAGCCCGUAACUGGAAACCCUAACCGUAAUACUGAAACCUAGUCGUACGCUCAGACCCUAACCGUAACCCGAAAACCUAAGCCUGAAUGCAUAACCCGAAAAUCGGAAACCAUGAACCGGUACCCUAAUCCUUACCUCAAACGUAAAACGGAAUCCAAAUGGGUCAGAUGUGAUUAUGGAGCCCCAUAAAAUAUCCCCAAUAAACAACCCCCCCGCCACCUGUAAUACGGGGCCUGGCUACCAACUGCGAUCUAGCCUAGUCCCCUACCACUACCACAAGAUGCAUCGAACAAUGUCGAGGGGUAGGUCUUGUGCCUGUCCAAGCUGGCGGAGUAUAGAAUGCCCCUUCUAUUGAUCUAUAAUCAGCUACCUCAGCUGACAAACUGUCAAGUUUUUGUCGGGAAGAUUGUUUCCUUUUGCUGCCGCCAGUGUGUAUAUCAUCAGAAUUUUGUUUUUAAAUUGAUCGGUGACUUAUUAUUUUUCAAGAUAACUCGUGGGUAGGCAGGCGUCAGGGUUCAUCAAUUGAUGGAUAGGUCUCAGAUUCAAACAGCCGCAAACGUACCUAUCACGUCGUUUUCCCCUCACUAAAGCAGAACCAGGCGGUGACAAGAAACGAGGGCCUCAAUAACCCUUCCUUGUCGGGCAGAUAGGUUAAAGUAGCUAGGGUUGAAGUUAUUCCGGGGUGUUGUUAACCGGCCUAUUCUGAUUGCAAAAAGGGUAUACGUACUCCUGCUUUGCCUUGGGGUCUCAGUCCAGAGCCCUCGUUAGCUGCCACAUAUCAGCGAUGGACAAAGACAUGGAGGACUGAAAUGCCAUUUUUAGCUCAUUUGCCGUUAUCGGUUAGCCAUGUCCCUACUGUCGACCGGAACAACCUAAGACUAGAACGCUGGUACGGUGCGACACUAAGCGUCUGAGGAUCCUUCCAGCCGUCGGCUUGCGUAAUUCUCGUCUAACUGUCCCCCCUCCCCGUGUAGUAACAUAUUUCAGACGAUGUGGCGGGGGAAGGAGUUGGCCCCGCAAUGGCUUAUAGUGCACCUGCCCACGAUAGUGAGCCAUCCAGUACGUGCGUUAGCUUCCAAAUAAGCCACCUGGUGCUUCGUAUCAUCCUACUUCUACAUAUUGUGUGAGUCAGAGUUAACUUCCCUCGGGCCUUGCUAGACAAUUUCUAAGAUCGUCCUGGUAAAUCAGUUUAUGUCAUCUGUAAGGACAUCCAGAUGUGUUCAGAAUACCAAUUAAUUCGCUAGAGGUCCACAGGAUUCCCGAGUCCCCACUGCUCUAUCUUCUGCUUUGCUUAUCCUUCAAACCUACAGAACGUUCUUCUCUCUGGCGAUGGAUCUCAACACGGCUCCCGUAGUCUGAACGCCCGUCAGCUGUCCGCCGCCAACGUUAUCGGCUAUGGCGUCCUGGAUGACCCCUCUGCCUUUGCUACCGGUUCUAGUAUCCUUGAUCGUCAGGGUCUGCGCCUUCAGCAGCAGCAACAAGUAACUUCCGACUUUCUGUCCACCCAGCAUCAACACCAACAACAUCAAAUGCUUAUGACGCAACAGCAACCGCAGCACUUAAAUGGCCUGGGCGGAUACUCUCCGGUUUCUCAACAGCAGCAGCAGCUACCCUCCCAGAGUGCAGACAAGUGCUGCAACCGAAAGCGUGCCAUUUCCAACACUGUCGGCGCUGCAAAUGACCUGAGUAAGAAGCGCAACCGUCGUCGCCACGAACCGACGAUUGCGGCGGCGCAGGCCAUUGUGAACGCUGCUGCCUCCUCCGGCACGGCCGCCCACGUUAGUGAUAUGGGUCUUUCGCAGCAACAACCAUGUCCCGGCGAUUUGAUGGACCACUUAAGUCUGACGGCCCUUGGUGGCGUCAAUCCGGGCGGGGCUACCAACACCACAGGUGCUACCGGUGGACGUCUUGCACCUAACCUUGCCGGAGGGCUGAAAAUGGAGGAAUUUCCAUCGAGGUCUUUCGAAACGGAUAUCGAGGAGUCCUCAAACCGGUCUAGUUCAGUCCCACCUUGUGGAGAUGCACAAGAUCCCACUGGUACGUUGCCAUAUUUCUUUUGGUACCCACCCGACUGGUUUCAAUGUUUUCUCUCUUCAAGCUGUCAUCUCAUUCGCAGGGCAACACAUUUCGAAGACAGAGAUCCCAGGGCAAUCUGCUAUGGUGGUCUCCAUAGUAUUAAGCUUUUAAUUUUCAAAAUAGGAGUUAUUCAUAUAUUGCUCUUCUUGAAACCCUCCCCGAGCAUUCCCAAGUAUACCUAGAAAUAAGCAGGCUUGUUUAAGGGAUUGCAAUGCUUGUGAGCACGGAAAAAGUUUAUUCCCGUCUCAAAAAUAUCGCUACUUGAUUUUCGAGGCUUCAGUUGUAAAUUACUAUUCAUUGGAAUGUCGGGUAAAAUAAUUGAUUUCCGAUUGCCAUUAUGGCUCUAGCUUUUUGCCCAAGCAACUGUGUGCCAAAUAGUCGGGACGACUUAUUGGAGUAAAAACAUCAGGAUAAUCCGUAUGUCUAAAUUGCAAAUGUCGACAAGGUUCAGUCUUACAUCUCAGUCUUUCCUAGAGGGCAUAAUCGACUUCACACCAGCAUUAAAAGGCAAUGGGAAACUACACACUACUUUUAUAGUGGUAUUACUCCCAUUUGUCACCUAAUGAGCGGGAGGCAAGGGAGCUGGAAGUAGCAUGCUAAGGUAUUUAAACUAACUUGCAAUGGUUUCUGUCAUUAUUAGGAACCUUUGUCAACUUAAGUUUGUAUGAGGACUUCGGUUGGUGUUUCACAAGUUUAUACGCACACUACAAGCCCUGUCGAUCCUCUCCGUCCCCCAGGGCCUGGCCACUCUAGGAUUCUUAAUCAAAUCGGGAUGCCCUCCUCGAGUCAGACUGCCAAGUCGAGCACCCUUAGCAGACUGACGCCUGGGAAUUGGCAGCAUCAGAAGUGCCACUCAUAAUUGGCAAGGACGAGUAUCUGGAAUUGUUGCUUUGGGAGUGUUAUUUGCCAGCUGCCAAUCUUCGACUGAGAAGUCUCCGGACUGGGGGAUUAAUGCCUCGCGUUGCCAUCCUAUGUCCCACGCAACGUCACCGGCUCUUCUGUUGCCAAUGUGCUUGAUCCAGCUCGUCGGGAGCAAAAAGCUAUUGUCUUCACGGAUUGUGGACUCGAUGAUGUAUUAUGAUCUUGUCGUAAUCAACCCACUCCACGCGCUGAUCCCUCGGCCAUCCUAUUACCUCUUCGUCUUAAUCGCACUUUUGGAAGUUUUCUCCGGCUUUGAAAUUCGGCAGAUCUCAUACAAACUAAAAGCAUUAACCCUAACUUCAGCGAGUCAGCUGGUAAGAACGGAUACAGGCGCUCUGAAGGGCAGAAUGAAGCAUGAUUUCCCGACACUGCGAAGUCGUAUUCCCUCAGCGGUGAAUGCUUUCAUUCAAGUAACCCACGCCGCCCCUCGUCACUCCUAAAUUCGGCUUGUCCUGUAAGUAGGGUCGUCAUACCUGAUGCCAGCACUGGAGGCCGCGAUGUUCGGAAGGGUAAACACCCACUAGAUCUUACUGACUGUAGUUAAGGGUAAAUGUUCAAGACACGAGCUUUCAGGUCCUGUCUUGAGACCUUGACUGCUUGUCGUGGAACCUUUAAGAUGCACACCGACUCAUUAAAUCUGUCCAAACCGGCCUCCUUCAACAAUGUCUUUGCGAUCUAACAAUAGCGUAGUAACAUAGUUCUCGUACGCUGCAGUUCACGAGUGGGCGAUGUAGUUAGCACUUGUUCACUCGUUUUGGGAGUUCUGUUGCAGUAAUUGGUUGUGUCACUGGUUUAAAAGAUUGGAGAUCGGUUUUUCUCGCAUGAUUUAUCAGUAGUCGAGUGCGCGAGUUUACGUUUGGCAGCUGUUAUACCAUCACGAGCCUGAACCCCAGCAAGGUGGGCCGGGAACGCCCAUCUUUAGAUUCAGAAAUUGCAAGAAACCGACCCUACACCAAGUUUUCCCGUCAUGACAGACUAGGACCGGCGCUACCUUUAGAAGGAACUAUUGACCUUAGCGGUAGUUGAAUUAUAAUGAGAGGUUUGCACAGCAUCGAUCCCACCCUUACCUUCCAAGCUCAUCGUGUUGUGAUUCCAAACAAGGUCUAGGAGGGACCCCCACAGUUUGACGCUUGUCCUCAAACGCCAAGUUAUUCCGCCGGUUGACAGCCGCAUAAAUCAAGAUUUUUGAGGCAUCGCGCUAAUUUACAGGCCCGUUUGUUUGGUUACAGCUACAAGCUGUCACGCAGGACCGAUCUCAGUCCUCAGAGGUUCCACUGUUUUCCAGAGGCACGACCGGACAAGGUCAGCUGGAAUGACAAACUAGAUAAUCGCCCGGUUUCUCGCCCCUUGCAUGUACUAGUCUCCACCUUUGCAUUAUAAAUGCCAUAACUCCUACCUUCAUAGCUCGUCGAACAUUCUCUAGCCAACAUUUCAGCAGUCACAGACUGACUUAAACUGUCCCGUGACUCCCUAAUCCAGCCUGUCUGCCCAUACGCCUGUUGAUUGAAUCUAAGUGUUCACACCCGUUCUUACUCCGGUGUUGGUGGUAGACGAAGCCAGAUAGCCAAGUUUUAGGAUUGUUAAGAUGUAUAAAACGUGUUGCCUUUACUUCGCUACAUGGACAUCACAGGCCUCCCUCAUCCUUAUUUAGAGGUGCCGUCGUAUUUGAUACUUUUAUAUGAGUUCAUUGUUUUAGAUUGCAUUAGUGAGUAGUAACUUAACUACUUUUGCAUGGCAUCAGUCUAACAAAGGAUAUUGUGCAUGCCUACCUUAUUCCCCUUGAAUAGAUCCAAACAAGCUCAAGGUGGAAAGAAAACGUGCCCGCAACCGACUGGCCGCACGGCGUUGCCGGGAGCGUAAGGUUUCCCUCAUCAACUCUCUUGAAAACAAGGUGGCCGAACAGAACAACUAUGUCAAACGCCUCGAAUCCGAACUGGAGCGGUACCGCAAUGAGGCCAGUCAGCUGAGGCUUCAGCUAGAGCAGUUGGCCGAUUCCUUCCCCAACUUGCGCGAAGAUCUUCUCAAAUUGCCUCCGCCGAUCUCAACUACCGUGGCUUCUGCUGUUCCCCAGAAGUUGCCUCAUCUGUCCUCCUUCGAAAAGCUUGAACCGCCUCAGUAG
Spirometra erinaceieuropaei is the source of this 18372-nucleotide messenger RNA. Lineage: Eukaryota; Metazoa; Platyhelminthes; Cestoda; Diphyllobothriidea; Diphyllobothriidae. The record is from the annotation of a GenBank genome assembly.